This is a messenger RNA of Salvia splendens (bonfire salvia), 1200 nucleotides long. Its product is annotated as NAC domain-containing protein 2-like. The transcript is spliced from 3 exons. The coding region runs from base 97 to 945 and encodes 282 amino acids. Lineage: Eukaryota; Viridiplantae; Streptophyta; Magnoliopsida; Lamiales; Lamiaceae. Gene Ontology annotation, molecular function: DNA binding. The record is from RefSeq and is a predicted model, not a curated record. Gene Ontology annotation, biological process: regulation of DNA-templated transcription.
CACACCUCCUUGCAAACAUUUCAAACCCUCUCCUCUCUCUCCUCCUAUAAUCAACUCAAACCCUUUUCAUAUCUAAAACAAACAAACAAACAAAAAAUGGUAGGCUUAGGAUCAAGAAUCAGCUCAGGACUUCCACCUGGAUUCAGAUUCCACCCCACCGAUGAAGAACUAAUCAUCUACUACCUUCGCAACCAAGCUACAUCAAGACCUUGCCCUGUUUCGAUCAUCCCCGAAGUCGAUAUCUACAAAUUUGAUCCAUGGCAGCUUCCCGACAAGGCGGAAUUUGGAGAGAAGGAGUGGUACUUCUUCACCCCACGUGAUCGCAAGUACCCUAACGGCGUCAGGCCAAAUAGGGCGGCCGUGUCCGGCUACUGGAAAGCGACAGGCACCGACAAACCCAUCCAGAGCGACUCCAAAUACGUGGGCGUAAAGAAAGCCCUUGUCUUCUACAAGGGCCGCCCGCCUAAGGGUGUCAAGACCGACUGGAUCAUGCACGAGUAUCGCCUCAACGAAUCACGAUCCCGACCCUACAAGCAGAAUGGCUCUAUGAGGUUGGACGACUGGGUGCUGUGCAGAAUCUACAAGAAGAAGAAUCUAGCAACAAGUAUAGAACAUCGUCCGAUUAAAGUCGAAGAUUCGUCAACAUCCAGUCAUAAUCAGAUUGCAUCUACAAGCACUAGCGAAGAGCAAGAAGCUGCAAACAGAUUUCCAAGAACUCAUUCGUUAAAUCAUUUAUGGGAAUUCGAUAAUUACAUGGGCUCCUCCAUCUCCCACCUUCUCAAUGACAACUCUUCCUACAAUAAUCUGAAUGUGGCCUUCAAUAAUCAAGAAACUUACAAUGGGAUUCAAUUUGGACAAGCAGUUGUUCAGCAAUCGUCGGAUUCUGCAAAAUCCCACGUGCACCAGACGACGUUUGUGAACCCGGUUUAUGAUCAGUUUCAGUAAUUGAUGAAGAUGGAUUGAGAAAGAGAUGAGGACUAAUUAAGUGUACAGAAGAAAUGGUGGGGAUGGAAUCGAUCAGUCGUUUUCGAUGUAGAAAAUAUCUUAUUUGGAUUCUUAGCUGUUUGUCUGUGCAUUAUUAUCCAUCUAAUUAGUUACUAAUUAGCUUUCUUAGUUUAUUGAUUAUUCAUAAAGUUAGGGGUUUGUAUAUAUACUUAUCUGAUUUUGGAAAGGUAUAAAGAAACUUCUUGUUAUGAUGGA